Messenger RNA from Pistacia vera, 982 nucleotides. Its product is annotated as transcription repressor OFP8. The coding region runs from base 48 to 953 and encodes 301 amino acids. The transcript has a single exon. NCBI's taxonomy places the organism in Eukaryota, Viridiplantae, Streptophyta, Magnoliopsida, Sapindales, Anacardiaceae. Gene Ontology annotation, biological process: negative regulation of DNA-templated transcription. The record is from RefSeq and is a predicted model, not a curated record.
CCCUUCAAAUUUCUGUUUCUCUGUUUCUCUCUCUCUCUCUCUCUCUAAUGGAAAACCGAUUCAAGUUACGAAUCUCCCGCAUGUUUCGUGCCUCAUUUGGCUCGUGCCGGUCCCGAAACAUAUCGGACGUGAUCGAAAAAGCCGUUUUCUCCCCUCAAAAACACAAAAACUUCCACAUGAUAGAGCCUUUAUCUCCAAAAGCUCGACCCUUCCCUUCCAUUUGCAAACCUAGAUGCCCAGAAGCAACUAACAUGAUCGUUGAUCAAGGUUGCUUUGACACUCUUCCCAGACGUAAAGUGUCAGAGCAAUACUCUCCUUUCGUUUUAGCAGCUAGUGAUGGACGCAUGUGCCCUCCUGCCUCGCCCAUCUCGCCACUGAAUCCAUUUUAUUAUGAGUAUAAACAGUUUGGAUUCAAAGAGAAAGAGAAAGAUUCUUCGAAAAACAAGAAAAAGAAAAGGAGCCACGUGAAAAAGACUAGUAAGAAGAGAGAUAAUAACAUGUGUACUUUUAGCUCAUCUUCUCAAGAUAGUUUUAAAUAUGGAAGUUGGUGGUUUAGCAGUGAUGAUGAAAGAGAAGAUGAGUCUGAGACGCUUUUCUCUUCAAGAAGUCUCUCUUCAGACUCCUCUCAUGAGUCUAUCCAGCACCAACGUUCUCGCCGGAAAAAGCGUGGAACUCGCCGUCAAAGAGCCGCUUCGAAGAGUAACGAUCAAAUAGGUAUGUUGCCACUAUCAGAAGGAAAAGUGAAAGAUAGCUUUGCCGUGGUGAAGAGUUCAAGUGAUCCAUAUAAUGACUUCAGGACAUCAAUGGUCGAGAUGAUUGUGGAAAAGCAUAUAUUUGCAGCCAAGGAUCUUGAGCAGCUCUUACAGUGUUUUCUAUCUCUCAACUCGUAUCAUCACCAUAGGAUUAUUCUUGAGGUUUUUACAGAGAUUUGGGAAGCUUUGUUCACUCUCUAACUUUUUUUUUUUUUUUCAAAGAAAACUCU